This is a messenger RNA of Cuculus canorus (common cuckoo), 935 nucleotides long. RefSeq names its product HLA class II histocompatibility antigen, DM beta chain. The transcript has 6 exons. Gene Ontology annotation, molecular function: MHC class II protein complex binding. Lineage: Eukaryota; Metazoa; Chordata; Aves; Cuculiformes; Cuculidae. Gene Ontology annotation, biological process: immune response; peptide antigen assembly with MHC class II protein complex; antigen processing and presentation of exogenous peptide antigen via MHC class II. Bases 41 to 817 code for a protein of 258 amino acids. Gene Ontology annotation, cellular component: MHC class II protein complex; membrane. The record is from RefSeq and is a predicted model, not a curated record.
GGGACAGGGAGGGGCCACACCCCCCCACCCCCACCACACCAUGCUGGUGUUACUGGGACUGGUACUGGGAGCCCGGGGGGCAGGUGCCUUCCUGGUGCACGUGACCAGCUCCUGCCCGCUGGCGGCCAACGGCUCCGUGCUGGACUUUGACUUCGCCAUCGUCUUCAACAAGAACCCCUUGGUCUGCUACGACCCCAGGGCCCGGCUCUUCGUCUCCUGCGAUUGGGGACUGCUCCGCGGCGUCGCCGACGUGGUGGCCUCCAACCUCAACAACGACAGCGCCUGGCUGCAGCGCGCCGAGGACCGGCACCGCGCCUGCCGUGACCUCGGCCACCACUUCUGGGCCUCCACCGCGCUGCGGCGGACCCCACCCCAAGCCCGCGUCAUGGCCUCCAAGACCUCCAACGCGCGGGCGCCCGUCCUCCUCACCUGCCACGUGUGGGGCUUCUACCCGGCCGAGGUGACCGUCGUCUGGCUGCACAACGGGGACAUCAUCGGCCCCGGUGACCACCCCCCAACCUCCGCCAUCCCCGACGGCGAUUGGACCUACCAGACGCAGGUGACCCUCCUGGUGGACCCGGUGGCCGGAGACACCUUCACGUGUUGCGUGCAGCACUCCAGCCUGGAGCAGCCCCUCCUGGAGGCCUGGGGUCCUGGUUUGUCCCCAGGGUUGACGUUGAAGGUGGUGGUGGCCACUGUGGUGAUGGUGGUGGGACUCGGCUGCUUCGUCGCUGGCGUCUACCACUCCCGCGUGAGGCCAACGGCCAACGGUUACACCCUCCUUCCUGGAGGCAACUACCACGCAGACGGCAUCUGAGGACCUUCGGAAGGACGACGUCCUGGCAACCAUGGCCCCAAAUUGUCACCAUCACCAUGGGGGGACACCACAGAGAGGACAAUAAAGAGGCUCCGCAAUGGAGUGGUGUCGGAUGGGG